Acanthaster planci (crown-of-thorns starfish) is the source of this 1486-nucleotide messenger RNA. RefSeq lists its product as uncharacterized. The record is from RefSeq and is a predicted model, not a curated record. NCBI's taxonomy places the organism in Eukaryota, Metazoa, Echinodermata, Asteroidea, Valvatida, Acanthasteridae. Gene Ontology annotation, molecular function: protein binding.
CAUCUUUGCCGGCCACAUCUCCUAGCGACGUUCAUCUCUUUGCUCUGGGAGACUUCAUCACUUUCCAAGGGUAUUCGGGGAGGCUUCUUGCAACAAGAAUGGGAGAUCCGGGGCUGUGUCGUCUACGUUCAACAAACCAUGCAGUUGCGGUCGGUACUGUUCUUCUCCUCAUUGCGACGUUGGGGGCGGCAGAGACAGACGACGCUCCAUACUUCCCAAAAUGCAAAGCAAGUGCCGGGGCUAUGGAUAUCGCUGGCCUGAUCGACAAGGACCCCUGCAUGUUCAGGUGCCCGCCAACGGUGAGCAUGGUUUGCUCCAACGACGGCAUGAGUCACAUGAAUGACUGCUUCCUGUGCAAGAGCGCGUGCCACAACCCUGGCCGGCCCAUCUUCAAGGUGUGCGAUGGACGCUGUCCUUGCAAGGGUGAGCCCCACGAUGAGGAUAUGGAGGCGUCGGAGGACUGUGUCGACGGAGAGUGUAAGACAGACUCCAAGGACCACUACGGCGAAGAUUAUGGCUUCGACGUGGAGAGCCCCGACGAGAAAUACGCCUCCCCCGUCUACAAGGAAGGCGACGCCGACGUCCUUCACGAGUCGAAAGGCUACGAGGCCGAUCCGACCGCUGACCCGCUCGCAGCGGCUGAGGACGCAGAUGGGGUAGACGACCCCGAAGGCGCCGAGGAAAAAGAAGAAGAAGAUGAUGAAGAAGAUGAUGACGAUUUGGAGGAUUUGGAAGCGGAGUAAACGUAGCGGAGAAUGAAUAAGAAAUCUUUGGAGUCAUCAGUAGGGACGCCCCCAUGUAACUCAUUUUUGUACGAGUGGAUUUAUUUUUUUUUUCCUCCACGAAAGUCAUUACUACCAGUGUGCCAUACCGUAGUGGUGCUAUACAUGCAGCACAGGGCAGCAAGGGUGCAUAUAUUUUCAUUCAAAGUUGCUAUAAAGUGAUCUUGACCCAGUAGUUUUUUUCUCUGUGUUUGUUUUACUUCGUAGCCAGUUCUCUGUUGACCUUAGUGUGAAUUUAUUGGAGGGUGAUCUCCCACCAGCCUAUACUGCAUGAAUAACCGUCUGUGGCCCAGUUCUGCGUCAGCCCGUUCUCAACAAAUUAAUUUCUAAAUCGCCCUUCACUGCUCCCGAUUUGCUUGUUCGUUUCUUAGUUUAUAUUUCUGUUUUACGUCUUGGCAAUUUAUUUAAAUUCUGACCUUUAAACUUAAAAAAAACCUAAGCGUACCAAACAAACGAUUUUUCAACUUUUUUCGUUUAUGUAUAAUUAAUGAAAACUCUAAAGCGCGCUGUUUGUAUUUGAUGGUAACGUCAAGAGUCAAAAAUGAUCUUCAUUUCAGAGCCAAAUUGGCAACAUUCAUUAGACAUUUGUUGAUUUCUUUCCUUUUUGUCUCACUGUCGUUUUCAUGACAGUUGUAUAUGGCACUUCCAGUACAACAUUCCUUUCCCUGUGUUUAAAAUAAAACGCCACGUUUCAUAAAACUUAA